AUGAGUACAAAUGGAGAUACAGCAGCAUCUAUUUCUAUGCAGCCAAGACGGCAUAUGAUUGGAAGUGCUUUCGUUAUUUGGAUUGAUGAUAAAUUCGAUCCAGCAGACGAAUCCUGUCAAAAUACCCUGGUGCAGCUUCAAAGCGCAGUCCCUAAUGUCUAUGUUUUUGGACAACGCGAUGAAUGUGCUGAUUUUCUAACUGAUAUUAGUGACACGGAUGCGUAUCUGAUCAUAUCUGGACCUGUUGGGCAACAAAUGAUUCCAUUGAUUCAUGAUGUUCCUCACCUGAACAGUAUCUAUGUCUAUCACAGAAGUCAAAAUCUAGAUGCAAACGACAACUAUGCUUCGAAUAAAAUCAAAGGUAUAUAUACGGAAAUUACGCUCCUCUGUGACGCAUUGAAAAUGAUCAAUAAACAAUGCAAUCGAAAUGACAUAGCCUUAAGUUUCCUGAAAACCAAUAUUGAUGCUGACUCUCAAAAUAUAGAUCAACUUGAUCCUACAUUCAUGUACACUAUGUUACUUAAAGAGGCUAUAUUAACUACCAAGUAUGACGAAAAAGCCAAGAACGAUUUCAUUCAACUUUGGCGUGAUGCUUACAGUAACAAUACUGCUAUACUUAGUCAUAUCGAUGCGUUCGAAAAGACCUAUUGUUCGCAAAAAACAAUCUCUUGGUAUACUCGUGAGUAUUUUAUUUACCAGAUGCUCAAUUGUUCUCUUAGAACGUUGGAAGUUGAUGUCAUUAUGAAGAUGGGUUUUUUCAUUUGUGACCUUCAUCGACAAAUCGAAAGUUUACAAAAGCAGCAGAUUAUCCAUUAUCACGAAAAGACUUUUGAAGUUUUUCGAGGACAAGGAUUAUUCAUAGUCGACUUCGCCAAACUCGAAAAAAACAAAGGUGGCCUUAUCUCUUUCAAUAACUUUUUAUCUACGAGUACGAAUCGAGACGUCUCUCUUCGUUACGCCGAAGCUUCCUCUGGCAGCUCGGAUGUAGUAGCCGUCCUGUUUCGAAUGUUGAUAGACUCAAGUAAAUCAACGAUUGCAUUUGCUUCCAUUCGAGAGAUGAGUGAUUUUCUUGAAGAGGAGGAAAUUCUUUUCUCUAUGCACACCGUUUUUCGAAUUAAUGAAAUUCGAAAGCUUGAAAACAGUUUAUUACUUUAUCAAGUAGAUCUUCAACUGACAUCCGACGAUGAUCAAGAACUACGGCAACUCACGGAAUAUAUCCGACAAGACAUGGGAAGUUCAUCUGCUUCCGGACGAGUUGGGCAAGUGCUAUUAAGAAUGGGUCAGCUUGAAAAAGCCGAAGAAGUGUACACUGCAUUACUUGAACAAACUACUGAUGAGAUCUCUAGAGCUCAUAUAUACCAUCAACUAGGAUUUAUGCAACGUGGCCAAGGACUGCACAAAAAAGCGCUGUCAUUUAAUGAAAAAGCCCUCGAAAUCAGACGAAGAGUGCUUCCAGAAGAUCAUCCUUCAUUGGCUAUUACCUACAAUAAUAUUGGUUCGGUAUGUCUUGACAUGAGUCAAACCGAGAAAGCACUCGAAUACUACGACAAGGCACAUCAAAUCCUGGAAAAAACUUUACAUCCAAAUUCGCCCAUGUUGGCAACUUCCUACAAUAAUAUUGGUACAGUAUAUAGCGAAAUGGGGAACUAUGCUAAAGCUUAUGAAAUGUAUGAGAAAUCACUCAAAAUAAGACAAAUAGCCAUGCCUGCAAACCAUCCCGAUUUGGCUAACUCCUACAGAAACGUCGGCGGAGUAUAUUACGAUAUGCAUAACUAUAGACAAGCAUUGGAGUUCUACUAUAAAGCUCUUGAAAUCGACAAAAAAGUUUUGCCCCCGAGUCAUCCGAAUUUGGCUUCUUCCUACAAUAACAUUGGUGCUGUACAUUUCGACAUCGGUAAUGCUGCCAGUGCACUGAGAUGUUACGAAAAAGCGCUAGAAAUCUUCGAAAAAAACUGCUCGACCAAUCAUCUCGAUCUGUCUGCAACUUACAGUAACAUCGGUCACGUGCAUCACCGCAUGGGCCACUAUUCACAAGCAUUGGAAUUUUACUACAAAACUCUUCAAAUCGACGAAAAACUUCUAUCUUCGAGCCAUCCCAGGUUGUCUCAAUCCUACAAUGCAAUCGGUGCGUUGUAUAGUAGUAUGGCUGACUAUCCGAAAGCACUGGAGUAUUUAUUAAAGAUUCAGGAAAUCUACGAAAAAAGUUUACCUCUGAAUCACACUAGUUUGGCUAUUUUUUACUUGAGCAUUGGUGACGUUUAUCGUCUUCUCGGUAAUUAUGAGAAAGCCCUUUGGUUUCAACAUGAAGCAAAUAAAAUAUUCAAAAACAUUUUGCCAUUUGAUCAUCUGCAUAUGGCCAUUUCCUAUUGCAACAUCGCUGCAGUUUAUCGCGACAUGAAUGAUAACUUCACAGCGCUUGAUUUCUACGAGAAAUCUCUACCAAUUUUAGAGAAAAAUGCGUAUGCCGAUCAUUCAUAUUUAGCUACUUGUUAUCACGGUAUUGGCACAGUUCAUCGAAAUUUGGCUAAUUACACAAAAGCAUUAGAAUUUUUUGAAAAGUCGCUUCGAAUAAGAGAAAUUUCCCUGCCUCCUGAUCAUCCUGAUAUCGCUCAAUCCUACCAUAACAUUGGUUUUAUCUAUCAGACCAAUGGAGAUUCUUACAAAGCGAUAGAUUUCUAUGAGAAAGCAGUUAAAAUAACAGAAAAGUGUGGAUAUUCGCAUACUCCGUCGUCAGUAAUAUUAUACCAGGACAUAGCUACAGCUUACUUAGUUGUAGGUCAGAUGGUGAAGGCAGUUCAUUUCCUGGAAAAAGCAUUUGCCAACAUACAUAAAAUAUUCCCAUCAACAGAUCCUACUGUUACAAAAUUGAAAAAUACCAUUGACCAUAUAAAAAUGAUGCUCUAA
Molecule: messenger RNA, 2904 nt
Organism: Adineta ricciae
Lineage: Eukaryota; Metazoa; Rotifera; Eurotatoria; Adinetida; Adinetidae
Source: the annotation of a GenBank genome assembly